Molecule: messenger RNA, 2415 nt
Organism: Vanessa tameamea
Lineage: Eukaryota; Metazoa; Arthropoda; Insecta; Lepidoptera; Nymphalidae
Gene: Cht5
Product: endochitinase
Exons: 11
Coding region: 104-1735 (543 amino acids)
Biological process (GO): chitin catabolic process; carbohydrate metabolic process
Cellular component (GO): extracellular region
Molecular function (GO): chitinase activity; chitin binding
Source: RefSeq, a predicted model, not a curated record
ACCCUUUACAAUGUCACCAGAAUGCGCACGCGCAUAAAACCGUGGCUGCAGCGCGGAUCCAGCGCAAUCGCACGCACGACGCCGCGCCGACACAGCCGUCAGAAUGCGAGUAAUACUGUUCACGUUGGCCGUCCUGGCUGCAUUCACUUCAGCAGAAUCGGACAGCAAAGCGCGUAUAGUAUGCUACUUCAGCAAUUGGGCGGUGUACCGGCCGGGUGUGGGGCGCUAUGGCAUCGAAGACAUCCCAGUAGAAAUGUGCACGCAUAUUAUAUACUCAUUCAUCGGUGUCACGGAGAAGACUAACGAAGUUCUAGUUAUAGAUCCUGAGCUCGACGUCGAGAAGAACGGUUUCAGCAACUUUACAGCCCUGAAGAAAACUCACCCUGACGUUAAGUUCAUGGUAGCGGUGGGGGGAUGGGCCGAGGGUGGCUCCAAAUACUCCCACAUGGUUGCACAGAAGUCUUCGAGAAUGACCUUCGUAAAGAGUGUUGUCGACUUCCUCAAUAAAUACAACUUCGAUGGUCUCGACCUUGAUUGGGAGUAUCCUGGUGCGGCAGAUCGUGGCGGUUCCUUCACAGACAAGGACAGAUUCCUCUAUUUUGUUCAAGAGUUGAGGAGAGCUUUUAUCAGGGAAGGAAAGAACUGGGAAUUGACAGCUGCUGUACCACUAGCUAAUUUCCGGUUGAUGGAAGGUUAUCAUGUUCCUGAUCUUUGCCAAGAAUUAGACGCCAUCCACGUGAUGUCCUAUGAUCUCCGAGGAAACUGGGCCGGCUUUGCAGAUGUUCACUCUCCGCUCUAUAAACGUCCCCACGAUCAGUGGGCUUAUGAGAAAUUAAAUGUGAAUGAUGGUCUUAACCUUUGGGAAGAAAAAGGCUGCCCUUCAAACAAACUUGUCGUUGGAGUUCCAUUCUACGGUCGUUCCUUCACGCUAUCAGCUGGUAACAACAACUACGGUCUAGGAACGUACAUCAACAAGGAGGCUGGAGGCGGUAACCCUGCACCUUACACUAAUGCUACUGGUUUCUGGUCGUACUAUGAGAUUUGCACGGAUGUAGACAAACCGGAAUCAGGGUGGACUAAAAAAUGGGACGAACAUGGCAAAUGUCCUUAUGCUUACAAAGGCACUCAGUGGGUUGGCUACGAGGAUCCUAAGAGUGUUGAUAUCAAGAUGAAUUGGAUCAAAGAGAAGGGCUAUCUUGGGGCAAUGACCUGGGCUAUCGACAUGGACGACUUUAGAGGACUCUGUGGUGAGACUAACCCAUUGAUGAAACUUCUGCAUAAGCAUAUGCGCUCAUAUCGUGUUCCUCCUCCUCGCACUGGCAACACUACACCAACACCUGAAUGGGCAAGACCUCCAUCCACACCGUCCGAUGCAUCCGAAGGUGCACCUAUACCUACCACCACAACUGUUGCACCAGCUGUUCAACCGACCAAGAAACCUGCUACACAAACCACAACCAAGAAACCUACCACACAAACAUCCACCCAGGCUCCAGUAUCGACUGAAGACGCGCCUGACCUAGAGCAGCCACCUGCGGAAAACGAAGUGGACUUGCCCGAAGUAUGCAGCUCUGAAAACGAUUAUGUCCCAGACAAAAAGAGUUGCGAUAAGUACUGGCGAUGCGUGAACGGCGAGGGCAUUCAGUUCACGUGCCAGCCGGGCACCGUAUUCAACACGAAGCUGAAUGUAUGUGAUUGGCCCGAUAGUGCCAACCGGGCGGAAUGUCGCGCUUAACAUAUGUCAAAAUUACUUUAAAGUACAUAUUUAGACAACUGAAUAGAUAUUUAAAUUAAAUGUUACAAAAGAGGUUAAUUUUAUAAUUGUUGUUAUAAAAAAACAAAUAACGAAAUAUUCGAAUUAUAAACGCGUUUUCUUUUUUGUAAUACUAAUGACAUUCAUCAUUAUUUAUUGCCAUAUCAUUAACUCUUCUAUUGUCUUUUUACGUACUUAUAAAGAAAAAAAUCUGAAAUAUAAUGUUUUUUUUUGUGUAUCUUUUAUUUUAUAACGUAAUUGUAAAUAAUUUAAGAUAAACGUCUAAAACAGUUUCAUUCAUAAAUUUCCUUAUAGUAAAAUUAAUUAGGAUUUUGUGUUUGAACUUGUUUUACAUUAUAUUAUCAUUUUUUUAAAUGAAUUAAGUGAAUACUCGAAAUUCGUCGAAAACUGCCGCUGGAUGUAACAAAAUACAAAGUUGCUCAAAAUUUAGUUAUAAGCUGUGCUCUUAGUUAAAUUAUACUAUUUGUGAUAACAUUAUGUUACUGACAAAUACAAUCCAUUCUAAAAAAACGGUUUGAAACCAUUGUUAACGGUUAGAACCAAUUUAAUUGCAUUUAAAUAUACAGUACUUUGUCAGUAAUAUAAUGUUUCUAUCGCAUUAUUUAUUGUAACGAAUGAAGCUAUUAAAACAUUAAAAUAUA